Cladocopium goreaui is the source of this 2715-nucleotide messenger RNA. NCBI's taxonomy places the organism in Eukaryota, Dinophyceae, Suessiales, Symbiodiniaceae. The record is from the annotation of a GenBank genome assembly.
AUGACCAAUACCGAUUCGGUUCAAAACGAUUCACCCAUUGAGGUCCUUCGCGAUGACUUUCGGCGUGGCGACUUUCGCGUCGCCCUGUUCGACUUCGAUGGAACGCUCUCGUUGAUUCGCCGGAAUUGGCAAGCCGUGAUGAUUCCGAUGAUGGUCGACGUGUUACGGUCCACCGGCACGGGUGAGACUCCGGCCGAGUUAGAGCAGCACGUCGAAGAGUACGUGAUGCGACUCAACGGCAAGCAGACCAUCUACCAGAUGAUCCAGUUGGCCGAGGAAGUCCUCGCUCGCGGUGGCAAGCCGCAAGAUCCGCUGGAAUACAAGCAGCAGUACCACGACCUGCUGUGGGAGAAGGUGAUCAAGCGGAUCGAAGGCUUGCGAAGUGGAGAGCGUACGCGGGAGGAUCUCACCGUUCCCGGCACUCACGAGUUGUUGAGUGAGCUUCGCGAUAAAGGGUUGCAGCUUUAUCUGGCUUCCGGUACCGACGUGCAUUACGUGCGAGACGAAGUCGAAGUGCUGGGGCUCAGCGAGUUUUUCGGCGAACACAUCUACGGGGCGCUGGACGACUACAAGAGCUUCUCGAAGAAAAUGAUCAUCGAACAGAUCAUUCGCGAUGCCGGUUUCGAAGGUCACCAGCUCAUCGGCAUUGGCGAUGGAUUUGUAGAGAUCGAAGAAAUGCGUCGGGCCGGCGGCGUCGCCAUCGGGGUGGCAAGCGAGGAAGAGACCCGUACUGGUGUGAACCAGUGGAAACGCGAACGGCUCAUCCGCGCGGGUGCCGACAUCAUCGUUGGAGACUAUCGUCAUCGCGAUCGCCUGUACGAGGUCGUGAGAUCUAUGUACCCUCAAUUCGAUCGCAGCCGCCUGCUGAUCAAACCGCUCAACGAGCGGAUCCACGACAUCCAGCACGAUAGUCUGCUGCCGUUGGAUCACGACCCACCGGCUUUGGAGUCGGCGGAGAUGAAAGACCUGGCCACGCUCGGUGGUCGAUUGGUCGCCGCCCGCGAGAAAGGGGCUGCCCGGCUGAUGCUGAUGGGGGCCCACGUCAUUCGGGCCGGUGUGGGACGGCAAUUAAUCGACAUGAUGGAGCGAGGGCUGAUCACCCACAUUGGGAUGAAUGGCGCGGGACCGAUCCACGACUACGAGUUAGCCCGCAUUGGAGCGACUUGUGAGAGUGUGGCUCGUUACAUCAGCUCCGGCGAGUUCGGUCUGUGGCGUGAGACCGGCGAGAUGAACGACGCAGUGGCCCGCGGUGCCGCCGAAGGUCUGGGGCUUGGCGAGGCAAUCGGUCGCGAGAUUCUCGAAGGUGACUUCCCGAACAAAGACACCAGCGUCUUGGCUGCCGGGUAUCGCUUGGGCGUGCCGAUCACCGUCCAUAUCGGGAUGGGGUACGACAUUCUGCACGAACACCCCAACUUCGAUCCGGCCGCGUUUGGAACGGCCUCGUAUCGCGAUUUCCUUUCGGUCUGCAAUACCGUCGAGAAGCUGGAAGGCGGUGUGUUCCUCUGCUUCGGCUCGGCGGUGAUGGGCCCCGAGGUUUAUCUGAAGGCGCUGGCCAUGGCCCGCAAUGUGGCCCAUCAGGAAGGCCGAAAGAUUUGCAACUUCACCACAGCCGCCUUCGAUUUGAUUCGCAUCGACGGCGACUUCCAUGCUCAGGCUGGCGGCCCUGAAAGCGGAGAGCCCCACGUGAUUGGCUACGAUCGCCUGAAGGAAAUACUGGGGCGUUUCGCUCAGUUGAAAAUUGGGCUUCUCGGCGACCUGUUCUUAGAUCGCUACCUCGAUAUCGACCCCUCGGUGCACGAGAUCUCGGUCGAAACCGAUCUCGAAGCCUACCAGGUGGCCCGAGUUCGCAAUCAGCCGGGGGCACUCGGCACGGUGAUGAACAACCUGAAAGCACUCGGCGUCGGGACCAUGGUGCCCAUCACUGUGGUGGGCGACGAUGGCGAGGCAUUCGACCUGCUCAAAGAACUGGACGCCCGCGGAAUCGGCACCGAGGCCGUUGUGCGCGACCCUGCUCGACAGACGCCCACCUACACGAAGCCAAUGAAGCAGGAUGCCGCCGGUGUGUGGCAAGAACUCAACCGCUUGGACCUCAGGCCGCGGGAACCGUUGGCCGUCGAGUCGCAGCAGCAGGUGUUGGCCCGGCUUGAGGAAGUAUUCACCACCACCGACGGGCUGAUCGUGCUGGACCAGGUGCCCGAGGAGGGCUGGGGCGUGGUCACUCCAGCGGUGCGGGACCGGCUGGCGGAACUUUCCGAAUCACAUCCUGAGAAGUUGAUUUUCGUCGACAGUCGCUCGCACAUCGGUCGCUUUCGACGCGGCGUAUUGAAGCCUAACUUGCACGAAUGCCUGCGGGGCGUAGGACGUGACCCAAGUGACGAUCCGCAGCUAGGGCGCGACGCGGCCGGCGAGUUGAGUCGCCAGAAUGACCAGCAGUUGUACUGCACUAUGGGGGCCGACGGGAUCUUGAUUGUCGACCCCGAGGCAGAGCCCAUUCACGUUCCGGCUUACCCUGUCACCGGGCCGAUCGACAUUGUGGGUGCCGGUGACAGUACCACCUCGGGCAUCGUGGCUUCGCUACUCUCGGGAGCCACGCCAACGGAGGCUGCCGCGGUUGGUAAUCUCGUGGCUUCCAUCACCGUCCAGCAACUCGGCACCACCGGCACGGCCACUCCAGCUCAAGUGCUCGAGCGGUGGAACGAGACGCACUCUGCGUAG